AGCUGAUGGUGCUAGGAUUCAUUUCUUUACUCCUCACAUUUGGGCAAAACUAUAUUAUCAGUAUCUGUAUACCCCUGGAACUUGCGGAUACAAUGUUGCCUUGUGCCUAUAAGCCCAAAAACCAUAAAGGAAAUCAAAAACCCGCAGAGGGCAAUGGAGGACAUCACCGCAGGCUCUUAUGGUAUGAGCAUAGAAUGUUAGGAGGAGGUGCGGCUGCUGUUGGAUGUAAGGAGGGAUUUGUGCCUCUGAUAUCUGCUAAUGAUGCUGCGAAGUUUCGACUAACUCAUGAGACGUCAUUUGUAAAAGGACACUCCAGCUUUUGGACUAAAAAUCCCAUUUUGUUUGCCCUUGUUUGCUUCUUGAGGCAGUUCUACAGAACUGUUCGUAAAACUGAUUACUUGGCACUGCGUCAUGGAUUUGUUAGUGUUCACCUAGCACCAGGAAGUAAAUUUGAUUUUCAAAAAUAUAUAAAAAGAUCCUUGGAAGAUGACUUUAAGGUAGUUGUGGGUAUCAGUCCUUUGUUAUGGGCAUCUGCAGUCUUCUUUCUACUUCUUAACGUUGAUAAAUGGGAUUCAAUGGUCUGGUUGUCCUUCCUGCCUCUUAUCGUGAUCUUGUCAGUUGGGAUGAAGCUUCAAGCAGUCAUAACACGGAUGGCUGUUGAAAUUACAGAAAGACAUGCGGUUAUCCAAGGAAUGCCUCUUGUCCAGGUCUCUGAUAAAAACUUUUGGUUUGGCUGGCCGCAGCUCAUCCUGUAUCUCAUCCAUUAUGUUUUGUUUCAGAACGCUUUCGAGAUUACUUAUUUCUUAUGGAUAUGGUAUGAGUUUGGUCUAAGGUCUUGCUUCCACUCAAAUUUUGCCAUGACUAUUGUCAGAGUUUGUCUUGGGGUAGCAGUUCAAUUCAUGUGUUGCUACAUCACACUCCCUUUGUAUGCCCUUGUGACUCAGAUGGGAUCAACUAUGAAGAGAUCGAUAUUUGAUGCGCAAACGUCAAAGGCUCUAACAAAGUGGCGUAAGAAUGCCAAGAAGAAGAAUGAUGGGAAACCAGGACCUGUGCCGACCCAAGUCCUUGGUGGAUCACCAAAACAUAAUGAAAUGGCCGACAUGACUACAGUAGAUCUUCAGGGAGAGGAUCGUCCUGAUCAUGAUCAUCCAUAACCUGUAAAUAUCUGACUUCAGUGGAAGAUAUUGAAGCUCAAGUUUGUAGAGCAGAAGA
Molecule: messenger RNA, 1212 nt
Organism: Chenopodium quinoa (quinoa)
Lineage: Eukaryota; Viridiplantae; Streptophyta; Magnoliopsida; Caryophyllales; Amaranthaceae
Product: MLO-like protein 8
Exons: 13
Coding region: 6-1154 (382 amino acids)
Biological process (GO): defense response
Cellular component (GO): membrane
Source: RefSeq, a predicted model, not a curated record